This is a messenger RNA of Funneliformis geosporum, 587 nucleotides long. NCBI's taxonomy places the organism in Eukaryota, Fungi, Glomeromycota, Glomeromycetes, Glomerales, Glomeraceae. The record is from the annotation of a GenBank genome assembly.
UUAGUUCGAAUACUAAGGCUAAGCGAUUUGUUUUUCCUCCACCAGAAGAGUUCGAAAGAGUGGUUAAAAGAGCUCAAAGAAGCCACCGAAGAACUAAUAUUCUCUUACAUCCCAAUGCCUCGGCAGCUGAAAGGGUUAAAUAUAAUCUUUGUAAAAAUAUAGCUCGCUACGAAAGAGAAAAUAACCUCACGGAAAAAGAGUUAGCCAAAAAACUAGGAAUUACUCAUUCUCGAGUAGAAAAGAUUUUAUUUUGCCACAUUGAUGAACUUGACCUGGAAGAAUUACCUACUAAUUUAAGGGAAUAUAAGUGUGACUUAGUCAUUGAUAAUCAACACUUCACUGUAUUAGAAAUUAGUCCUUAUUACGAAAAACAUAACCACGAAUAUUUAGAAGCCUUAAAAAGAAAAGGUAUUAAAGUAUCCGCCAAAGAAUUAGCCAGCAAGUUAAUCACUGAUGAUUUAAUUAGAAAAGUAUUAGUUCCUCAAUUAGAUGGUGAAAUAGAAAUUACGGUAGAUGGUGUUUAUUACCAGUAUACUUACUAUUUUGCUGUACCUUACCAAGGAAAUAAAGCCUAUAAAUUAAUUUGA